Molecule: messenger RNA, 1251 nt
Organism: Dichomitus squalens LYAD-421 SS1
Lineage: Eukaryota; Fungi; Basidiomycota; Agaricomycetes; Polyporales; Polyporaceae
Product: acid protease
Exons: 8
Coding region: 1-1251 (416 amino acids)
Biological process (GO): proteolysis
Molecular function (GO): aspartic-type endopeptidase activity
Source: RefSeq, a predicted model, not a curated record
AUGCAGAAGCUCCACCCCCUCGUUCGUCCCGCCCAUUACCAGGGCAAGCGUCCGUCCUUCCAGGCGGCGUACGCCCGUGCUGCACGUCGUUACGGCUUUGAGACUGGCCGCAACGCCGGCUUCGCGAAGCGCAACAACGUUGUCGUCAAGGUCAAGUCCAAGCACAACAAGGAGACCCAGCACGAAGUCCCUGCCGACUCCAUCCAGAAUGUAAGUGCCUUGGACACGCCUGCGCGACAUGACGUCGGCAUGAACGCAUGUUCACAUCCCCAUGUUUUAUUCUCUAGCAUGGAAUACGUUGUCCCGGUCAAGAUUGGAACCCCUGGCGUCACUCUGAACCUUGACUUCGACACCGGUUCGUCGGACCUCUGGGUCUGGAGCUCCGAGCUUGCUAACGUCAAGAGGAACGCCGAGGGUCACAACAUCUACGACCCCUCCAAGUCCUCCACUGCCAAGAAGGCGUCCGGCAGUUGGAACAUCAGCUACGGUGAUGGCUCUUCCGCGUCUGGCAACGUCUACACCGAUACCGUCACCAUCGGCGACCUCGCUAUUCCCGGGCAGGCUGUCGAGCUCUCUGAGAAGCUGAGCUCGAGCUUCCUUCAGGACAACGGCAACGACGGUCUCCUCGGUCUUGCUUGGCCCUCGAUCAAUACCGUCACGCCCAAGCCGGUUGCGACUCCGGUCGAGAACUUGAUCAACAAGAAGCUCAUCAAUCCGCCUGUCUUCACUGUCAAGCUCACCCGUGGCGAUACUGAGGCUGGCUUCUACUCGUUCGGUUUCAUCGACACCUCCGUGACCUCUAACCCCAUCACGUACACUUCGGUUGACAACUCGCAGGGCUUCUGGCAGGUCCCGUCGGCCUCAUGGUCCCUCGGUGGCUCCAAGAAGGAGCGCUCCGGCAACACCACCAUCCUCGACACCGGCACUACUCUCCUCCUUGUCUCUGACGACGUCGUAGACGCCUUCUAUGGCGCCAUUGACGGUGCGAAAUACGACGACCAGCAGGGGGGUUACAUUUUCCCUUCGAGCGCCACCAUUCCCGACAUAGAAUUCGCUGUUGGUGACCAGCUCUACAAGGUCAACCCUCAGGACAUCACGUUCGGCGACGCUGGUAAUGGUUACGUCUUCGGUGGUAUCCAAAGCCGUGGCAACAUGGACUUCGACAUCUUCGGUGAUAUAUUUUUGAAGUCCGUCUACGUCGUCUUCAACCAAGGCGAGACCAAGGUCGGUCUUGCCCAGCGCGACGACUAG